Enhydra lutris kenyoni (northern sea otter) is the source of this 1600-nucleotide messenger RNA. Its product is annotated as helicase ARIP4-like. The transcript has 5 exons. The coding region runs from base 1 to 1407 and encodes 468 amino acids. Gene Ontology annotation, molecular function: ATP hydrolysis activity. The record is from RefSeq and is a predicted model, not a curated record. Lineage: Eukaryota; Metazoa; Chordata; Mammalia; Carnivora; Mustelidae. Gene Ontology annotation, cellular component: nucleus.
AUGGCACUGGCUAUUGGGGUGUCUCACAGGCAGCCAACACUGAAGAGUGAUGAGAAGCCUGUGGCCAGUGUUCGCCCUGUGCAGUCCACCCCCAUCCCCAUGAUGCCCCGGCAUGUCCCACUGGGAGGCAGUGUAAGCUCUGCCUCCAGCACAAAUCCAGCUAUGAACUUCCCAAUCAACUACCUUCAGCGUGCGGGGGUCCUUGUGCAGAAGGUGGUCACCACAACAGAUAUUGUUAUUCCUGGACUCAACAGUUCCACAGAUGUACAGGCAAGAAUUAAUGCUGGUGAGAGCAUCCAUAUCAUCCGUGGGACAAAAGGGACGUACAUCCGUACCAGUGACGGGCGGAUCUUUGCUGUCCGGGCAACGGGCAAACCGAAGGUCCCGGAAGAUGGUCGGAUGGCUGCCUCAGGUUCCCAGGGGCCUUCUCUCGAGUCCACAAGCAAUGGCAGACACAGUGCCUCAUCACCCAAAGCCCCCGACCCUGAGGGGCUGGCCAGGCCCGUCUCUCCAGACAGCCCGGAGAUCAUCAGUGAGCUCCAGCAGUAUGCAGAUGUGGCUGCCGCCAGGGAAUCCCAGCAGAGCUCCCCAAGCUCCAGUGCUGCCCUGCCUGGCCCCCCGGCCCAACUUGUGGACAGCAGUGCUGUUCCUGGGACAGCUCUCGGGACUGAGCCUCGACAUGGGGGUCAUUGCCUCAAUAGUUCCCUCUUAGUGACCGGCCAGCCCUGUGGUGACAGGAACCCGGUGUUGGACUUACGGGGCCAUAAGCGGAAGUUGGCCACACCACCUGCUGCCCAGGAGUCAGCCCGCCGGCGGUCCAGGAAGGGCCACCUGCCAGCCCCCGUGCAGCCGUAUGAACACGGGUAUCCAGUUUCUGGCGGGUUUGCCAUGCCACCCGUCUCCUUAAAUCAUAACCUCACCGCUCCCUUCACCUCCCAGGCUGGGGAGAACUCCUUGUUUAUGGGCAGUACCCCCUCCUACUACCAGCUGUCCAACUUGCUGGCAGAUGCCCGCCUGGUGUUUCCAGUGACUACUGACCCUCUGGUGCCAGCAGGCCCUGUCAGUUCCUCUUCCACGGCUACCUCAGUCACUGCCAGCAACCCCACCUUCAUGCUCAACCCCUCUGUUCCAGGGAUACUACCCAGCUACUCACUCCCAUUCUCACAGCCGCUCCUGUCCGAGCCGAGGAUGUUCGCGCCUUUUCCUUCCCCUGUCUUACCCAGCAACCUUUCACGGGGCAUGUCUGUCUACCCAGGCUACAUGUCCCCACAUGCAGGCUACCCAGCUGGCGGCCUCCUCCGGUCCCAGGUGCCUCCAUUUGACUCUCACGAGGUUGCUGAGGUGGGGUUCAGCUCCAAUGACGAUGAGGAUAAGGACGAUGAUGUGAUAGAGGUCACUGGGAAAUAGCUGGGGAGCCCCUCUCCACCUCACUUGGGGUCCCCGGCAGGUUGCCCACCAAGCUGAAAGGCAGCAAUCUGGGCUUUCUGAGAAUAGGGCACUUGGCAGGAGGGAAAAGGAAGAGGACAAAGAAAGGUGGUUGACCACAAUGGCAGGGCUCUGUUGCUAUUUAACAUAAGAGGAGGAAAAAAAAAAAAAAAAA